Messenger RNA from Neltuma alba, 1871 nucleotides. RefSeq lists its product as uncharacterized. Lineage: Eukaryota; Viridiplantae; Streptophyta; Magnoliopsida; Fabales; Fabaceae. The transcript is spliced from 9 exons. The record is from RefSeq and is a predicted model, not a curated record. The coding region runs from base 183 to 1289 and encodes 368 amino acids.
CUUCAGGGAAGCUGCACAGGCGAUCGGAUUCUCAUGGCCCUCCUGUUAAGCCCGGAACCUUGAGAAUGGAGAUAAAGCCAAAAUUUGUUUCGUAAAUCUUCUCGAUUUCUUGUGCUAUCAUUUCGGGCUAAUGUUGUUCACUUGCUCAAAUCAUCACAUUCAACCUCAUAUUCAAAUAAAUCAUGGGCUUAAAAGGAUACUGUGAAGUGGGUCAGUCUCUGGUUCGGAAAUGGAGGAGUUGGUCUCGCAAUCCGGUAUCUUUGUGGGUUCGGAGCUUACGAUCAAAUGCUGUUUUGGAAGCCAUUGCUAAAGCUUCGGAAGAGAGAGUUCCCAGUGUUGUGCUCUACAAUUACCCCUCUUUUUCUGGAGCUUACUCGGCUCUUUUUGCUCACCUCUUCCACACUUAUCAUAAUAUGCCAUGCCUUAUUUUGCCUUUCUCUUCUGCUGAGCCUCUCAGGGUUGAAGAUCUGAACAUUGAAGGCCUUGAGACGUGUUAUCUGCUUGACUUUCUUUGUCCAAAAGAGUUUCUUUUGAAACUUUCACAGCAAUUAGAAUGCAAGGUUGUUGGGUUUGAUCACCGGAAAUCAGUACUUCCAUGUAUUCCCGAUGUCAAUGAUUGCCCUGAGAAUCUCACUAUUCUUGUAAACCUUGAGAAGAGUAGCUCCAGUGCUGUUUAUGAAUACUUUUCUGCCAAACAUGGAGAUAUUACAGUUCCUGAUGGUGCGGCUCCACGUUUGCUGGACUCAAAAGUAAGAGACCGUGUGGAACUUGUUCUUAAAUAUAUUGAGGAUGGAGAUCUUCGUCGGUGGAGCUUGCCCAACAUCAGGGCCUUUAACUUUGGACUGGGUGAAUGGCGCUCAAGGUUCAAUUGCAUUGCUAAUCCAUAUAUGUAUGAGCAGUUGCUGGAGUUAACUGCUGAAGAUUUAAUUGCUAAAGGAAACUCACAUCUUUCAUUCCGCCAGAGUGCUGCAAAUAAAUUGCUGGGAAAAGUUUUCAGGGUUCGGCUGGGUAGAGGAUUUUAUGGAGAGUGUCUGGGAGUCAGGGCAGAUGAGAACUCAAAUUUAAGUGAUGAAAUCGGCAAGCUCCUGAGCGUAAAGAGUGCUGCUGCUGGUCUAAGGCCCAUAGGAGCUGUGAUAUUCAUGCAGCGGACUAAUCUUAAAAUGUGCCUGAGAAGCACUGAUAAUGCCACAGAUACGUCUGAAGUUGCAAAAGCAUAUGGUGGAGGAGGUUCCCCAAGUUCAAGCUCCUUCAUGAUAAGGAUGGAUGAGUAUAACCAAUGGAUUCGAUGAAUUCAAUAUCAUCUCAAGUACCAUUCAUAUGGAAAAAGAAGGAAGCGAUGAGGGAUACAUUGGAUUUUGAGAUGUGGAUUAACCCUUUGCUUGGAUGGGAAGAAAGAGAGAAAGAGCCAGGAAAAAGAAGAAACCCAGUGACGUUGUCGUCAUCUUCAUUCUGCCGUUGCUAGCAUCUUAAGCUCUGUUGCUUCUUUCCUCUACCCUCUGCACAGAACCCACUUCAUAACUGGCAAGCAGAUGUAGAACAACCAUUCGUGAUUUCGUGAUUCUGUGACUUCUGCUGGUUUGCCUCUCCAUUGUUAAGCUCUAUAGCUAUUUUCCUCUGCGACUUGAAGGAUGACAGGAAAAUGAAAUAUGCUUUCAGAUGCAGUAUUUUGUUUCUACCUGAUGUGGACAUUGUAAUGUCAGUAUAUUCUCACACUUUAUGGAUGAAGUCCAAAAAUUUCUUUUGUAAGCCGCAUUCCCUCAUGAAGAGUGAGAUAAGUGAGGAGUGGCCAUGGAGCCGGGGAAAGGUUCGGCUUGAGGGGAACAAUUUUUGUAGAUAUAUUUGGAAAAGCAGAAUCCAUAUUGUUUGUCAUA